AACUUGAGAAAGCAUGUGGAAUUUCCUCCCUCGUCACCUCCUCCAAAAGGCACACUAUCUUAUAACAAGUGUGCAGUCUGUUUUGUCUGUAGAACGCAAGGAGAAAACGGGGGACUGUUAUCCCCGGAGCCGCCGGCCCGGAUGUAUAUGGGACGGUCUGUUCGUCAGUGUGAAUGGCGAAGACCACGGACGAGUCGAGGGAGCACGGCGUGCGUGGCUUGCUUUAUAAAAAUCGGUCUGUGUUUAUCUUGUGAGGCUCUGCAGCUCUGGGAAAGUGGAAUUGUGUCUCACAGGCUGCCUCGUUAAGCCAUUAAGCCCCGGAAGUGCUCGCCUCUAUGUUGUUGGUUAUGGAACGGCGCUUCUCCUCAUAGUAAGCAAUCGUGUAGUCGCGCAAACCCAAAAUCUGUCACCCUGCUUCUUUCAACCAUAUAAUAAACAUGGCGAGGCCUGUACAUCUUGGGACCCUUCUGGUCUCCACAGCCACCUGCCUAGUGACUGGCUAUGUCUUGUGCAAGACCGACUGGCCUCGUUUGACACGGCAACUGAGGAGAGCGUUUUCCCGACUCCUAUUUCAACACUGCCCUGUAAUUGAAUUCACAACCGACGAUGUAGAAGGUGGACCGACAGGAAAACUGCCCAAAACGUUUAACGAGGCGACGUCUUGGGUUGCAUCGCACGGAAAAGCGUGUCCAGUAGAGGAUCAGCUGCAACUCUACGGCUUCUAUAAACAGGCUACAGUCGGAAACUGCGCCGACCCCGAACCGUCUAUCGUGGAACUUGCUCGACACGCCAAAUGGAACGCAUGGCGCCAGUGUACCGGAAUGGAACCAGAAGAGGCAGAAGAGGCGUACGUGGGUUUCGUCAGAGACAUCAUUGCAUCUAGAGCAUCAACAGGCACGGGACAACAGAAGAUACCGCCAAGUGGCUCGCCGAUGGGAAAGCCUCAAAGCUCUCUGAGAAGUAUCGAGCAACAAGACGAUAGGCAACUGUCAAAGGUCGACCGCUUUUUCAGGCAUGCGGCAAAUGGCGACUUGGCCGCCAUCGUGGAAGACCUCAGAAGCGACGCAGCGCUGGUGACUGCAAGAAAUGAUGAUGAUAUGACAGCGCUGCAUUUGGCAGCGGACAGGGGUCAUGUUGAUGUUAUUGACUUUCUCCUUGAAAAAGGGGCUGACGUAAACGCCCAGGACAACUCUGGGGAAACCCCUCUGCAUGUGGCGGUCGUGGCCGAGAACUUGGAUGUCAUAUCACUCCUACUGAAGAGGAAUGCUGAUAUAUCUUUGCAGAGUCACGAAGGCGAGACAGUGCUCGACGUGGCAAACCAGACGGACAACCCUGAACUGGUGCAGGUUGUCACCGCCUCAAAAGCUACUUGAUUACGGCUUCAACUCCGUCUUAAUGUGCAUUGCUCUGUUGGCCUGUAGUGGCACUUUGGAGCGCAGGUGUACCACGAACCAACGGCCGCUUGUGUGUGAUUUACAAGUCGUAUAAACGAACUAUCGACACAUGACACAUGGCUUCUUUAUAAAUAUAGUUACGACCCGA
Messenger RNA from Toxoplasma gondii ME49, 1542 nucleotides. RefSeq names its product ankyrin repeat-containing protein. The transcript is spliced from 8 exons. The coding region runs from base 438 to 1373 and encodes 311 amino acids. The record is from RefSeq and is a predicted model, not a curated record. Gene Ontology annotation, molecular function: protein binding; fatty-acyl-CoA binding. NCBI's taxonomy places the organism in Eukaryota, Apicomplexa, Conoidasida, Eucoccidiorida, Sarcocystidae.